Saimiri boliviensis boliviensis (Bolivian squirrel monkey) is the source of this 2077-nucleotide messenger RNA. It is a transcript of the gene OASL, whose product is annotated as 2'-5'-oligoadenylate synthetase like. The record is from RefSeq and is a predicted model, not a curated record. Lineage: Eukaryota; Metazoa; Chordata; Mammalia; Primates; Cebidae. Gene Ontology annotation, molecular function: protein binding; double-stranded RNA binding; nucleotidyltransferase activity. Gene Ontology annotation, biological process: defense response to virus; negative regulation of viral genome replication; regulation of ribonuclease activity. Gene Ontology annotation, cellular component: nucleoplasm; membrane; cytosol.
GACUAGAUGACAGGUUUUUUAAGGUGGCCCCAGACAUUCCCACCUCAGCCCAGCAUCCUCCUGUGCCUCUACACAGUGAGGUAGUCUCCAAGAAAGGGGACCCUGAGUCAGCCCAUUACACCUGGUUUCCUAUCUGCUAGGGUCAUUCAUCCCACGGAGCACUGGAGGGCAACUGAGGAGGAGCCGCCUUAACAAAGGGGUUGUGUGCCAGGGAGCUGGGUAGGUGUCUGGCUAUAUAUCUGCCCAGCGCUGGUACUCUGGGUACAGAGAUGGCACUGACACAGGAGCUGUAUGCCACACCAGCCUCCAGGCUGGACUCCUUCGUGGCUCAGUGGCUGCAGCCCCACCGGGAGUGGAAGGAAGAGGUGCUGGACACUGUGCGGACUGUGGAGCAGUUUCUGAGGCAGGAGCAUUUCCAGGGGGAGCAUGGGCUGGACCAGGAUGUGCGGGUGCCGAAGGUGAUCAAGGUGGGCUCCUUCGGGAAUGGCACGAUUCUCAGGCGCACAAGAGAGGUGGAGCUGGUGGCAUUUCUGAGCUGUUUCCACAGCUUCCAGGAGGCAGCCACACACCACCAGGCUGUUCUGAGGCUGAUAAGGAAAACCAUGAGGCAAUCCCAGGACCUGCUGGCUCUCGGGCUCGAGGACCUGAGGGUGGAGCAGAGAGUCCCCGAUGCUCUUGUCCUCACCAUCCAGACCUGGGAGGCUGCGGAGCCCAUCACUGUCACCAUCGUGCCUGCCUACAGAGCCCUGGGGCCUUCUGUUCCCAACUCCCAGCCACCCCCUGAGGUCUACGUGAGCCUGAUCAAUGCCUGUGGUGUUCCUGGAAGUUUCUCCCCAUCCUUCAGUGAGCUGCAGAGAAACUUUGUGAAACAUCGACCAACUAAGCUAAAGAGCCUCCUGCGCCUGGUGAAGCACUGGUACCAGCAGUAUGUGAAAGCCAGGUCGCCCAAGGCCAAUCUACCCCCUCUCUACGCUCUCGAACUACUAACCAUCUACGCCUGGGAAAUGGGUACUGGGGAAGAUGAGAAUUUCAUGUUGGAUGAAGGCUUCACCACGGUGAUGGACCUGCUCCUGGAGUAUGAAGUCAUCUGUAUCUACUGGACCAAGUACUACACACUCCAGAAUCCAGUCAUCGAGGAUUGUGUCAGAAAACAGCUCAAAAAAGAGAGGCCUAUGAUCCUGGAUCCUGCUGACCCCACCCACAAUGUAGCAGAAGGGUACAGAUGGGACAUUGUCGCUCAGAGGGCCUCCCAGUGCCUGAAACAGGACUGCUGCUAUGAUGACAGGGAGAACCCCAUCCCCACCUGGAACGUGAAGAGAGCACGAGACAUCCAUGUGACAGUGGAGCAGAGGGGUUACCCCGAUUUCAAGCUCAUCGUGAACCCUUAUGAGUCCAUAAAGAAGAUUAAAGAUAAAAUCCGGAGGAGCAGGGGUUACUCUGGCCUGCAGCGUCUGUCCUUCCAGGUUCCUGGCGAUGAGAGGCAGCUUCUCAGCAGUCGAUCCUCCUUAGCCAAAUACGGGAUCUUCUCCCACACUCGCAUCUAUCUGCUGGAGGCCAUCCCCCCCGAAAUCCAGGUCUUCGUGAAGAAUCCUGAUGGUGAGAGCUACGCCUAUGCCAUCGACCCCAAGAGCUUCGUCCUGGGUCUGAAGGAGCAGAUUGAAGACCAGCAGGGGCUGCCUAAAAAGCAGCAGCAGCUGGAAUUCCAAGGCCAAGUCCUGCAGGACUGGUUGAGUCUGGGGGGCUAUGGCGUCCAAGACAGUGACACCCUCAUCCUCUCUAAGAAGAAAGGAGGAACGGCUCUGUUUCCAGCCAGCUAGUCUCCUCUGGGAAACUUCUCUGUACAUUUCUGCCGCCUACUCCAGAACUCAUUCUGUGAACCACUCUGUCCCAUUGUUUACUGGGUAGGUCCCAGGUCUUCACCAGCUUUAUGACGAGUUAUCCCAAGCCAGACGCGGUAGCUCACACCUGUAAUCCCAGUACUUUGGGAGGCCGAGGUAGGAGGAAUGCUUAAGCCAAGGAGUUCAAGACCAGCUUGGGUAUCAUAGGAAGACCCCGUCUCUACAAAAUAAAAAAAUAA